AAAGUAAAAAGUGAUUCACGGUUGCGCGUCGGCAGAUCAAUUUAAGUAAAAUACAAAAGUAAUUUGCAUGGCCGCUAGAGACGGCGUUAGAGUGUUUAAACAAAUUAGUUAAUAAUACUGCCGCGAGUGUUUUUAAAGAAACAAAAAAAACAACGGCUCCGGUGCGUCUGCGUCGCAUAAACUACAAGCAACGCGUGUGAAUGUGUGUGUGCACAUGCGCCUGUGUAUGUGUGUGUGAAAGGAGAAGGAGAAACGAAAUAAAAAAGUGUACAGACGACGCGCAGACGCAACAAUCUUUGGAUAAUUAAAAAAGGCAACGAAAAACGCGAGUGAACAUUAAUCAAUUGUUGGCGAAAAUUUCGCCAGAGCCAUCAAAAAAGUUGGUUAACAAGUUAAGGAAGUAAUAACAACAACAGCAACAACAACAACAACAAAAUGGGUUGUGCAGUGAGUACAGCACGAGAUAAAGAAGCCAUCGAGCGUUCCAAAAACAUUGAUCGGGCGCUGCGGGCGGAGGGCGAAAGAGCCGCUUCAGAGGUUAAACUGCUGCUUUUGGGCGCCGGAGAAUCUGGCAAGUCAACAAUUGUCAAACAGAUGAAGAUCAUACACGAGACGGGCUAUUCACAGGAGGAGUGCGAGGAAUACAGACGCGUUGUGUUUAGCAACACUGUACAGAGUCUGAUGGUGAUCAUACGUGCCAUGGGCAGGCUAAAGAUCGAGUUUGCGGAUCCCAGCAAAACGGAAAUCGCACGUCAGUUCUUCACACAUGCCUCGGCAGCAGAUGAGGGCAUUUUAUUGCCCGAAAUUGUGUUGCUGAUGAAGAAACUGUGGGCGGACGCUGGUGUGCAGCAAUCGUUUUCACGUUCACGCGAAUAUCAGUUAAACGACUCGGCUGGCUACUAUUUGAACUCGUUGGAUCGCAUAGCGCAACCCAAUUAUAUACCCACACAGCAGGAUGUGCUGCGCACACGUGUCAAGACCACGGGCAUUAUUGAGACGCAUUUCUCUUGCAAACAGUUGCACUUUAAGUUGUUUGAUGUGGGUGGUCAGCGUUCGGAGCGCAAGAAGUGGAUACAUUGCUUUGAGGGAGUCACAGCCAUCAUCUUUUGUGUAGCAUUGUCGGGCUACGAUUUGGUUUUGGCAGAGGAUGAGGAAAUGAAUCGCAUGAUUGAAUCACUAAAGUUAUUCGAUUCCAUUUGCAAUUCAAAAUGGUUUGUGGAAACCUCCAUCAUACUCUUCUUGAACAAAAAGGAUUUGUUCGAAGAGAAAAUCAAGCGAUCUCCCCUUACGAUAUGCUUCCCCGAAUACACUGGUUCAAAUACCUUUGAGGAGGCUGCCAACUAUAUACGCAUGAAGUUUGAAAAUCUCAACAAACGAAAAGAUCAAAAGGAAAUCUACACGCAUCUUACCUGCGCCACAGACACAAAUAAUGUCAAAUUUGUAUUUGAUGCAGUCACCGAUGUCAUUAUUAAGAACAAUCUGAAGCAAAUUGGACUGUUCUAAGCACAGCUGUAGUGCAUCUUAGUAUUAAAAUAAAAACGGAAAAAUGCGCAAAAACAUUUCCAUUACAUUAUAAUUAACUAACCAUAAUUAACGUACGGGCAUAUACAUACUAUGUUCUAUAUAAAUACGUAAACUUGUAUACUUGUGUGUAUAUGUAGAAUUUUUUUAAAUGCCUUACAUGCACUUGCGAUAUGUAAACCGAUUUUUGUUGCCAGUAGUCGCGGAACAAAUAAUUUAACGCAAUAAGUAAACAGUUUUUAAAAUUUGUCUAAGCUUAAACUAAUUAAGUUUAAAAGAGAAAAGUGUAAAGUAGGCGCCAGCUAGUUUGGCAAAGACUGUUGACCAAGAAUUUGUAAACUGCAUAAUUUUUGACCAAUUGGCUUUGCUUUAAGUUUAGUUUAUAUAUGUGAACAGUUUGCACUGCGCAAAACAGAAAACUUUGAGUUUAUUCUUAGCCUUUUGCGCAGUGCAUUCUGAGCACGUUUUGCAACACUGCGACGUCGCCGCGCAAAUUUUGCCAAGAGGAGCGCCACUAUUUGUAUGCUUAUAAGCCCUCUAAAUGUAACUAGCAAGCUUACUAAUAUUUUAGUAAUAGUUUAAAUGAAAACGACAAUUAAAAAUAAAAAAUAAUUAUACUCAA
Drosophila busckii is the source of this 2143-nucleotide messenger RNA. It is a transcript of the gene Galphai, whose product is annotated as G protein alpha i subunit. The coding region runs from base 436 to 1503 and encodes 355 amino acids. The record is from RefSeq and is a predicted model, not a curated record. The transcript is spliced from 5 exons. Gene Ontology annotation, molecular function: G protein-coupled receptor binding; GTPase activity; GTP binding. Gene Ontology annotation, biological process: adenylate cyclase-modulating G protein-coupled receptor signaling pathway. Gene Ontology annotation, cellular component: heterotrimeric G-protein complex. NCBI's taxonomy places the organism in Eukaryota, Metazoa, Arthropoda, Insecta, Diptera, Drosophilidae.